Diprion similis is the source of this 3058-nucleotide messenger RNA. RefSeq names its product RYamide receptor. Gene Ontology annotation, cellular component: membrane. Gene Ontology annotation, molecular function: neuropeptide Y receptor activity. The transcript is spliced from 8 exons. The record is from RefSeq and is a predicted model, not a curated record. The coding region runs from base 510 to 1808 and encodes 432 amino acids. Gene Ontology annotation, biological process: neuropeptide signaling pathway. Lineage: Eukaryota; Metazoa; Arthropoda; Insecta; Hymenoptera; Diprionidae.
UCUAGCGAGACGGUUCGUAUCGCGCGCGAAAAUAAAGCAUAUCUUUAAUUUGGUAAUCGUAAAAUAUCUUUAAUGAUCAUCCCUCUCGAUCAUCAUCAUUCCGAUUCACUUAAUUCUCUCCUCUAUCGCUACUUCGCGGAUCCCACGUCGAUGAUUCGGUAUCUUUCGCUAUCUCUCGAAGAAGAAAGAUUUCAAAGAAAAAGAAAAAAAUUUUUCAUACCAAGUGAUCGUAAUGAUGAUGAAAGUGGUGUCGCCCAUGUUGACAAAAUUGGAGGAAAGGAUCAACGACCGCUCCUUCAAGUUUACACAUGGUAAUUGCCGCGCUCGAUCUGAAAAUUACGUUUAAAAUUACCAACAUAAAAUUUCCACGCACGGUGUUUACGGAUUUCCCGAUCCACCGUGGAGGCCGGAUUAUCAAGGAAUAGCCGACGAAUCAUCCCUUCGCACACCGAUAUUCGGUGAUAAAUGUCUCUUGCGGACUGUGGCUGAAAGCGAUAAUCUCCAGAUCAAUGGAGGAUUAUGAAGUCGGGGAAUCACAGGCCGGCGGAAGUCAGGGGCCGUUCAACACCUCGCUGGGGAUUGUGGGAUGCGACGAACCACCCUUCAAAGGCGCUCUUCUGGCCACUGCCUGGUUUCAGGCGAUCAUUUACUUUCUCUACAGCUCCAUAUUCCUCACAGCACUGCUCGGAAACGGACUUGUUUGCUACGUUGUCUACAGCAGUCCGAGGAUGCGCACAGUCACCAAUUACUUCAUAGCCAAUCUAGCCGUCGGCGAUAUUCUGAUGACCCUCUUCUGCGUGCCGACUAGCUUUGUCAGCACGCUUAUACUCCAAUACUGGCCUUUUGGUCCUGAACUCUGUCCAGGUGUUAAUUACUCCCAGGCGGUGUCGGUCUUGGUCAGCGCCUACACUUUGGUAGCGAUAAGCGUUGACCGUUACACGGCGAUAAUGUGGCCGCUUAAACCACGGAUGACAAAACGCCAAGCCAAAAUCGUCAUCCUCUCGGUCUGGCUUGUGGCUUUGGCAACUGCCUCCCCCAUCGCCGCCGUUUCUCGGCUUGUCCAGCCCGCCGAGCAGUUCGUCAAGUGCGGGAGAUAUAUUUGCCACGAGGACUGGCCGACCAAUGAUUACAGGUACUAUUACUCCAUGGCGUUACUGGUGAUGCAGUACCUGAUCCCGCUGCUCGUCUUGAUGUUUACUUACACGAGCAUCGCGGUUGUCGUCUGGGGAAAGCAGAUACCUGGGGAAGCCGAGAACACGAGGGACCAGAGGAUGGCGCGCUCGAAAAGAAAGAUGGUGAAAAUGAUGAUGACCGUCGUGAUAGUCUUUACAAUAUGCUGGCUUCCGUUCAACGUACUGACGCUCGCCCUUGACCACGAUGACCGGUUACGAGUAUGGUCGGGAUUGCCCUACCUAUGGGCCGCUCUCCACUGGCUAUCUAUGUCUCAUUCCUGCUAUAAUCCGGUUAUCUACUGCUGGAUGAAUGCCAGGUUUAGAGCCGGGUUUCUGCUGACCCUUGCACGAGUUCCGUACAUGCAACGGAUCAUCCCUCAGGGUCGUCGAAGAACGCACCAUACCAGCAUGGCGGGAAUUGCUCUAACCGGAUUGGAGGCUCCGGACAACUCGAUUCUCCGGAGGAUCAACACCUGCAGCACCUAUAUUAGCGUCAGGCGAAAACCAAGCGGGCACCAUUAUGCUCCUGCACGAUCCGCUAGCCUCCGUCACACGGAUCUCAUCUCGUCAAGAUCGGGUCAGACGCAGAGUCGCCGUCUCAUUCGACUCGACUCACAUCCGGAGGAACGAAUCUAGUCGAAAAUAAACAUAAACAAAGUAUAUAUUUAACUCCACGACAUUCUUCUCUAAGGAACAAAUCAUUGCUUUUAGUUUGAAUCAUUUCCUUAUUUUUCUUUUAUAUUGAACAAAUCAGCGAGUCGUGCUAUAUCGUGUUAAUUUAAUAUACUCCGAAAGAAUAUAAAUUUGACUCUAUCACGCUUUGCAGAGAAACUAUUUAUCGGUUUUUUUCUUCUACCGAAAGCAAGAUAAAAAUAUGAUAGAGUUCAGGUAAAUUCGCCUGUCUGUAGGCAACUGCAUUUAAUGUUUAAGUUAAUGUUUGUUAAGAUGCCUAUGCACAGAAGUCCCUGGUGUGACUAGAGUUGCCUGCCCACAGACGUUUUCUAUAUAAUUUAUUUUCAUACAGAAGCAGACGAAUAAUCGAGAAAAAUAGAAUGCAUAUGAUACUGUAAAUAUAUUGGAAUAAUUAAGUAUCGUAACGCAACAUAUCCUCGCAAGCGAUUUCAUUCUGCUGCUGGAAUCUUUUUUUUCUGUGAGUUUAGAUUUUCAGGGAGAUUUUCUAUCUUAGUUCUUAUUGGAUCUACGGGGUUCUGCACAACCAGAAAUCCCAUCGCGGUUCGAUAUUACAGUAUUCAAAGGUCUGAUUUAAUCAUUGCGCGGAUAUCAUCGCAUUUCGUUGUUGAUAAUCCGUAACAAUGAAGUAAACGAACUAGUCGCACACCCCAUAUACAGUACAAUAUGAAAUAUCAGGUGUCUAGCCAUAAAAUAUAAAUAUUGACUGUGCUGUCACGGGGAAAAACAAAAAGUGCGAAUAAAAAAUAAGUCAUUGUUAUCUUAUAUUUAAAUGUAAGCUGUGUAACGCUUUGCAUAAGAUUUUUAUUUUCGUUUAUAUAAUAAUGGUAUUGGUAUGAAUACAUAAUGACUUAUAUAUGUUCAUAUGAAUAUAUGUUACCAGUAUGUAUAUUAUACAAUGUCUAACAACAUUACAGGUUACAAAUACGUAAUUAUAAUUAAUGUGUAAAAGACUGUUGACCAUAAUACGGGUUAAAUGAAUCUUGUCGUAUUUACUGUUACUAAUUUAGCCAUCUCGAAAAACUAAACUAACAAGUACAUAUUAGAUAUACUUAACGAUUUAUAUUAAUAAAAUAUUAUGUACACAGACAUAUGCGACAUGCCAACGCGCAGAGGAAAUUCGCCAGUAAACGCGCCUCGCCCUUAUACUGUAAUAAAAUGGUUCUAUAUGCAUAUAAGGGACUUUCCUUUACAAA